AUGUCUACCAAUGCUAGCUCUAGCUCUAGUUGGAUGGUGGAGAUGGAGAAGCUGCUCGAGGACACCAGGCCAUCAGUGGAGAUGGCGCGGUGGAAGCAGCACUCCAUCUACCGGGUGCCGGAGUUUAUCAAGAAGAUGACCAACAGAGAUGCCUACCAGCCGCAGUUCGUAUCGCUAGGCCCCUUGCACCACGGCGAGCCCCAUCUCAUGCCCAUGGAGGAGCACAAGAGGCGGGCGGUGCUGCACAUGUUUAGGCGGGCCAGGAAGCCUCUAACGAAGUUCGUCGAAGCAAUCGAGGAAGUGGCGGAUGAGCUCGAGGCCGCCUACGAUGGCCUUGAUGAUAGAUGGCGGGGAGCAAGCAGAGGUAGCUUCGUGGAGAUGAUGGUCACGGAUGGAUGCUUCCUGUUGGAGCUGAUGAGGAUAGAUCUAAGUCGAGUGGCCAAGGACGACGGGGGAGGGGAAGUAGAUACUGGUUACGCGGCCAACGACCCCGUCUUCAGUACGAGCAGCUUUCUUAAUUUGUGGCCAAUAAUGUCGAACGACAUGAUCGCGAUGGAAAACCAAAUACCUCUAAUCGUUCUUCAGAGGAUCGUAUUUGCUGCUAGUGGGAGUGACACACCCCCGAGCGCUAGAUGGAUCAACAAUACGGUGCGACUUCUUCUGUGUGGCCCAAGCUUUGAGGAAGGCAUGGACAACCUAGGCCUUCAUUUCCUGGACAUUCUUCACAAAGGCUAUUGUGGCACAAGACCAUAUUGGCGAAGGUCGGAGUAUGAGGCUCGCACGCCCUGUGCAGUUGAGCUAAGCGAGGCAGGGAUCCAGUUCCAAAAAAGCAACACUAAAAGCAUCCACGAUGUUGACUUCGUAAACGGGGUGCUGAGCAUGCCGCUGUUAAGGUUACAUGAUCAAACGGAGAUGGAGCUCCUCAACCUGAUGGCAUUUGAGUGGCUACACCCCAACACGACAAACGACGUGAGGUGCUACAUAGCCUUUGUGGACAACAUCAUUGAGUCGGAAAGAGACGUGGCACUUCUGAGAUCCCAAGGGCUCAUUGAGAACAGGAUGUGCAGCGACAAGAAGGUGGUGGAGUUGUUCAACGUUACCACAAAGUUAUCAGAGGCGAACAUAUACAACAGGCUGGGCCACGUGCAGUGGAAGAUGAACGCCCACUGCAAGAAGCGCCGGAACAAGUGGCGCGCCAUCUUCAUGAACAACUACCUGAGCAACCCCUGGGUGUUCAUCUCCCUGGUGGCCGCCUUCAUCCUGCUAAUUGCCACCAUCAUGCAGACAAUCUACACCGUCGUGCCAUUCUACACCAACAAGGGCUAGCAGGAAUUAUUAUUGUGUACAAUAAUGUGACUUUCUAUGGUAGUUGUAUGUGCCUUUCUAUACAUGGGUAUACGUGUGGGCGAUUAUUAUUUCUCUCCAUUAGUUGUACCAUUUAUUUGGAGAGAGAUUGUAUGUUACUGUGAGUUUUGGCUCUACAUCUGUGCUUCGCUCUGUGCAUUUGUGAGAGAUUACAGUAUGUUUUAAUUUGACUCUGAGGGAAGAACAUUAUAUUCAACAGUGUUUGUUUUGGCACCAA
Molecule: messenger RNA, 1582 nt
Organism: Panicum hallii
Lineage: Eukaryota; Viridiplantae; Streptophyta; Magnoliopsida; Poales; Poaceae
Product: UPF0481 protein At3g47200-like
Exons: 3
Coding region: 1-1326 (441 amino acids)
Source: RefSeq, a predicted model, not a curated record